Schistocerca serialis cubense is the source of this 777-nucleotide messenger RNA. RefSeq names its product trypsin alpha-3-like. Gene Ontology annotation, molecular function: serine-type endopeptidase activity. Lineage: Eukaryota; Metazoa; Arthropoda; Insecta; Orthoptera; Acrididae. The record is from RefSeq and is a predicted model, not a curated record. Gene Ontology annotation, biological process: proteolysis. The transcript is spliced from 2 exons. The coding region runs from base 1 to 777 and encodes 258 amino acids.
AUGUUGCGGACUGGUUUGGUUGUGCUCUUGGCGGUGGCCCUCUGUGGCGCCGCUACUUCUCCCCUGGUGAAGCCCAUCCAGGGGAGCAAACCCUGGAGGCCUCGUCUGGAUGGCCGGAUCGUCGGUGGUUCCUCUGUCAGCAUCUCCCAGUACCCGUGGCAGCUCUACUUUACCAUCGCCAACUACAUGUGCGGCGCCUCCAUCAUCAGCAACAACUGGGCCCUCUCCGCAGCCCACUGUGUGGAUGGAUUCGCCAUAGGCCAAAUGCAGCUUCGUUCUGGCACCUCCACCAGAGGUAGUGGUGGUACCGUCCACAGUGUAGCAACCGGCUACAUCCACGGGGACUACGGGGACUACGAUUACGACGUCUGCGUGGUGCAAGUCUCCAACGCCUUCAGCUUCGGCACCAACGUGCAAGCCGUCAGCCUGGCCUCGUCAGAGCCCUCUGCUGGGACCUCUGUCACAGUCACCGGCUGGGGCCUGACGUCUGAGAACGGCAGCCCAGCCAACACUCUGCAGGCGGUCACCGUCCAGAUCGUGGACCGCAACUCGUGCAACCGCGCUUACGGCGGCAUCACCAGCCGCAUGCUCUGCGCAGGAGUGAGCGGAGGUGGCAAGGACUCGUGCGGAGGGGACAGCGGUGGUCCUCUGGUGUCCGGCUCCACCCAGGUGGGUAUCGUCUCCUUCGGUUUCGGCUGCGCCGAGGCCGACUAUCCCGGCGUCUACGCCAACGUCGCCAACCUGCGAUCCUGGAUCCAGCAAGCUUCUGGAGUCUAA